Molecule: messenger RNA, 825 nt
Organism: Stylophora pistillata
Lineage: Eukaryota; Metazoa; Cnidaria; Anthozoa; Scleractinia; Pocilloporidae
Source: RefSeq, a predicted model, not a curated record
AUGAGUGACAGCGAAGAACCGAGCGACGAAGAACAACGUCUUAUGAAAGAGAUCGACAAAGAAAUUGAUAAAGUCAAGUACUUCAUGGAGGAGAUAGAGGAACUGAUCGAAAUUCAGGAUUAUUCGGAGAUGGAAAUAGUCAACAAACGAGCUGUGAAAAUCAUUGCAAAGUUGUCGGAUCUUAUUUCACAGACAGAAGAAUUAAAAAUUGAGCAAGGAAUGUCGCCACGAACUGAGCAACGGUUGGAAGAUGAGCGGCGAUUGUACGUGUUACGUGAAAAACAACAAGAGCAUGAGCGUAAAUUGUGGAAGGAAAAGCUUGAAGCUGAAUUACUUGUGGCAGAAAAGAAACUGGAAAUGGAGAAAACAGCCGUUUCCAGCACCACAAAGUUACCGAAAUUAAAGAUAACACAUUUUAAGGGUACUGCCGGCGAUUGGAUAAGAUUUGAAAACAUGUUCCUGACGCAAGUUGAUGCGAAAUCAAUUUCCGACGAGGAGAAAUUCAAGUAUCUUCUAGAAUCCGUUAGCCCGAAGGUAACAGACAGAAUUGCAAAUUUAAAACCUGGAACUAUUGUGCUUUGGGCCUACCUAGAUACAGGAUCCGGACGCAAUUUCAUUUCACGUGAAGCAGUCAAGUUAGUGAAGUUGAAACCGACACGUCACGAGACUCGCGAAAUCUUGACAGUCAAUGGAACCAAAGUCCAGACAAUGCCAGUCUUUGACACCCAUAUUACGUCCCUGGUCGGAAAAUCCUGCGAAAAUGUGGAAUUCACUGGUUCGAAGUUAGCUGUUUUUACCACAGUGAGAAGGCCAGACAUGAAUUAG